This is a messenger RNA of Ambispora gerdemannii, 3366 nucleotides long. The record is from the annotation of a GenBank genome assembly. Lineage: Eukaryota; Fungi; Glomeromycota; Glomeromycetes; Archaeosporales; Ambisporaceae.
AUGGCUUCCGUUACUAGCUUGCCACAUGUAGUCAAAGUGCAGGAUGUCCAAGAGACUCUUGACACCAAGAUUGUAGUAGAAACGAACAAUAAAGAAAUUUCUCUCGUCACAAAUGAGUCUGAGCUUAACAUAACACUGACAAAAGAAAGUCAAGAGUUUGUGACGUCAAAUUCUUCCGAGAAUGUUGUGCUUCCCUCGGACCGAGACGACAAUUCUCUUCAAUUGGAAGAAGCAGUGGAUUUUAAUAAUGAGGCCUCAUCAAAUGUCGAGUUGUUCGCCACAGAAUCUAAUGAAAUGGAUACAGCCAAACUUAUUGAACCCGAAGAGACCUCAAUCGAAUCAAAUGUAGUUCCUACUGAGUCGAGUAAUCCUAAGGGAGAUUUGUUGCAUCGAAGACCUUUCGCACCAACUCAAUUGAAUUUGGAGUUUAAAAAAAAAGAUUCUGACACGUCAUCAAACGAUGUCAAUCCAACUAAAAGCCUUCCAUCACGCAUAGUAAAUCAAACAACAUCAACUCAACCGUUAAUAUCACCCAAAAUCAUUGAAUUGCGUCGCUCUGAAUCAUUCCAUCCCACUGCUAAUCAAAAGGCCGAUGAUUCUUCCGCAGCCGCCGUUAAUGUCCGAAAAAUCGAUCCCACAUCAACAUUAACUCCUAAAAGUAGGCGUUGGGCUUUAGCCCGAGGUGUUAUUAAAUCUGCGUCAAUACUCGGUGCUAUACCAAAAUUAGAGCAGGUCGAUAGAGAAUUGUUGGCGAGAUUGGAACAUGAAAAUUCACAAUUGCCGCCCCAGAAUUCAGCAGAAUUUUUAUUAGCUCGACUUGAGAAGCAAAAUGAAUUGUUGGAUAAUGAUCCGAAAUCGGUUUGCAUACAAUCUAAUGUAUUAAAAGCAAAUCUCGAUACAGUUCAAUCCUUGAUUGAUGACAUCACGAGUCCAACUACUGAUGGAUUUAAUAUCGAGAAUCUUAAUGAAGAAGACGAUAAUACUCCUACGACUGAUUGGGAAUUUUGGACUGCAUUGAUCCAAGAUUAUACGGGAGUAGCGGCAAGACUUCCACAUUUACUCGCGGCAAAAAUACAACAAGGAGUACCGGCUACUCUAAGAGGUUUGAUUUGGCAAUCAAUGUGUCAAGCCUCAUCUACCUAUUUGGAAACUAUGUAUUCACAAUUAUUAGUAGAAUCUUCGCCUUAUGAUAGAAUUAUUCAACGGGAUCUUGCAAGAACUUUUCCUCAUAUAGAAAUGUUUAAAGAAGAAGGUGGCCAAGGCCAAACUAUGCUUUGGAAUGUAUUAAAAGCUUAUAGUUUAUAUGAUCCUUUAGUGGGUUAUUGUCAAGGAUUAGGAUUCUUAGUGGGUCCAUUGUUGAUGAAUAUGAAUGAAGCUCAAGCAUUCUCUGUUUUUGUUCGUUUAAUGGAAACAUAUGACAUGCGAUCCAUGUUUACUCUCAAUAUGGAAGGACUUCAAUUGCGCCUCUACCAAUUCUCAAGUCUUCUUUCCCAAAUCCUUCCAAAACUGCACUCUCAUUUCCAGCUUCAUGCUGUUCACGCGGCAAUGUUUGCAUCUCAAUGGUUUCUGUCACUUUUCGCAUACACAUAUCCACUACCUCUAGUACUGCGAAUUUAUGAUGUAGUAUUUGCGGAAGGCGCACCAGAAACUAUUAUGCGCGUUGCGAUCGCAUUAUUGCAAAAGAAUGAAGAAAGAUUGUUGGAGAUGGGAGAGUUUGAGGAUUUGUUGGAUUUUCUUACCACUCGGCUCUAUGAAUCUUACGAUAACAAACCGACUGGUUUGAUCAAAGAUGCAAUGGGAUUGAGUUCGGUAAUUACCAAGGUUAAAUUGGAUGAAUUGUCGGGUAGUUAUCUUAAGGAAUUGGAGGAACAAAAGAAACGUGCCGAAGAAUUGGUCGCAGUGCUUCCAUCAACUUCUACUACCGCUAAUCCUGCGACUCCUGCCAGUAAUACUGCAUUGCCAUCUCCACCGUUAUCAGCCACUAGUAGUGCAAUGCUUCAUCAACAGAUUGAGGAUUUGGUUACUGCAUUAUCGGAAUUACAGAAAGAACACGCGGAUAUCACUGAACAAUUGGUGAAUAUUAAAAUGGAAAAAAUGGAUUUAGUGACUGAAGUGGAAACUUUAAGAAGCCGAGUUCGAGAUUUAGAAAAAGAAAAGAAAAGAAUGUCUGUUGCGUCAUCUAUUGACUCGGCCAUCGCAUCUAAUGAUGGAACAUCGCCAUCAAGAAGAGGAUCUGUAUCGUCUUCAUUGGUUACUUUAUCACUUCAGUCAGAAGACACUGAUACUACUCCACGUCAAUCAACUGAAGUUCAUACGAAAAGAGCAACAAUUACAUCACCAACAACACGUAAUGUUGAUUCCGUUGAUUUUUCAAAACUUCGCAGAGUUUCCGCACCUUCUUUCGCGAAUGAUUCUCGUAUUUUCACCACAAGAUCCUCGUCAUCGUCUACUUCCAAUUCCACUUCUGAUACUUCCCCAACCACGGAGAUGUCUGAAUUUGAUGCCAUCGAUCUGUCAUCAGAUAAUCAAAAACUUGAAAUUUCAAAUAAUGAGAGUGCAAUCACCGACGAAUUAAUUCAAGUUAAAGUGGAGAAGUUUGAGUUGAUGCAGGAAAAUGACGAUUUACAAAAACGCAUUGAAGAAUUACAAUUAUCAUUACACGAAUCAUUGGAUAGUCAAGAAACACUACAAGAAAAGAAUAUCUUCUUACGUCAAGAAAUUGCAAGACUCGAUGAAGAAGCAACCACAGCGGUAUAUCAACAACACACGAUGGAAAAAGAUGUUAAAGCAUAUAAAGAAUUGAAAGUGGAAAAUGUCAAAAUACAUAAAGAGAAUGAAAAUCUUAAAACACAAGUCGAGGCAUUAGAAGAAAAAGUUAAACUACUGCAAGAUAUUAGUGCAGGAAAUUUCGCAGAUCGCUCUUAUAGACGCGUAUCUUUCAUGGGUCUCUUUGGAGGAGCUGCUGCUGCUGUCACUCCUUCCAGUUCACCAAAACCAGGCUUUGUAGGAGCAAGUGGCGAGUCAAAUAGAAACUCAUUGAUUGACAGUCCAACAAGUGAUAGUGAUUACGCGUUUGUGUGUAGAGGUGAUUGUGAAAUGGCUAAAAAAGUAGAAGAAAUGGAACUAACUAUUAAUGAAUUUAAAUUACGCUUGACUGAGAGUGAAGAAGCUCGAGAAUCAAUGAGUUCACAAUUGGAUGGUUUGAGACUGUUGAUUAACGGAUUCAGUGAAGAUACUCCUGAGACACUUCUUCCAAUCCCGCCAAAAUCACCAUUACUGACUCCGAUAAGUUCACGAGAUAGUCAAAGAUUACAAGAAAAACGAGGCUCAAGAAGCUCAAUUGUUGCAUUUUUCAGUAGUGGAUGA